Messenger RNA from [Torrubiella] hemipterigena, 648 nucleotides. Lineage: Eukaryota; Fungi; Ascomycota; Sordariomycetes; Hypocreales; Clavicipitaceae. The record is from the annotation of a GenBank genome assembly.
UAUAAAUACGGCCUCCUGUUCUCGCAUCUAUCAACUCACUUCCCUUCCUCAUCAGCUCCCACACAACAGCCCAUCAAACACUCACCCACCAUGCAAUUCAAGCUUCUUGCCCUUGCCUCCUCAGCGGCCGCCGCCGCCCUCUCCGGCCAAUGGACCGGCUUCGAGUCUCUCCCCGACGGCGCCUACAGCGGCAUUGUCCACGCCAACGGUUCCACGACCGUCACCAGCGUCGACACGGGGGCCGAGCACUUCUUUGGGCUGGAGUCCGGCUCUGCCGCCCAGAAGCGCAGCAUCAGUAAGCGCGAUGUCUAUUGCAACGGCAACUACCUCAACCACGGCGAUGUCGACGCGACCUACCAAAGCCUCCAGAACUGGGCUGGUGCCGGCCAGACGCUUAGCUGUAGCAGCGGCCGCACCCGCUUCCACGGCUAUGUCAGGGGCGGCGCUGUCUCGUACGCUUGCUGCAACAAGGGUGAUACUUCGUACGUCUUCACUGCCGACUUUGUCCGCUAUGCGUUUGGCGCCAUGGACGGCAACCGCGGCGAGCGAGGCUGCCCUGCCCAUAUGGCGAGCUUCUAUGCCGAGCCCGGCUCCGACAAACUUGUUGGCAAGGAUGCCGCUGGUGCCAGCUUCUGCGCUGGUCAUUGA